Messenger RNA from Gaeumannomyces tritici R3-111a-1, 789 nucleotides. RefSeq lists its product as hypothetical. Lineage: Eukaryota; Fungi; Ascomycota; Sordariomycetes; Magnaporthales; Magnaporthaceae. The record is from RefSeq and is a predicted model, not a curated record. The coding region runs from base 1 to 789 and encodes 262 amino acids. The transcript is spliced from 3 exons.
AUGGCGCGCAAGGCCACCCCCCAGACCGCCCACAAGCUCGCAAAGAGCCCCCGGAGCCGCGACCGGGACUACCAGGAGCAGCACUGGUGGGAGGAGGAGCGGGAGAGCUUCCCUCAGUACUGCAUGAGCUGCGAAAAACAGUUCGUGCCGCAGGACGACCGUUUCCUGUACUGUUCAGAAGCCUGCCGAGUGCAUGACCAAAACCACCACAGCGCAGACAUGUCUUCGUCGGCGGCGGCCGCGAGGUCAUACGUCAGCCCGUCGUCGGCCACCUCCCCGCCGUCGGCGUCCCUGUACCCCUACUACUCGUCCGCCAACGCCGAGUCGAGGGACAUCAUCCCGCGCGCGUCGCCCUCGAGGCCCAACUCGAUGCACUACUCCCCGCCCGCCACCCCGAGCCAGGCUGGUGGCGGCCACCACAGCUCCGCCAUCCUGGCCCUGCGCUCGCUGUCCAUCCGGGACUCGAGCCCGCCGUCCCCCGGCGGCCUCAUGGGAACCUACCACCCCAACAUCUGGCCCUUCACCAGCACCGGCACCGGCACCGGCAGCGGCGGCGGCUCCUCCUCGGCCCGCGGCCACAGCACCGCAAGCCCCAGCACCUCGUACUCGCGCCCGGCCUCGACCGUCUUCUCCUCCACCUACGACGGCGCCUACUACGGCGCAGCCGCCGUCGCGCCCUAUGGCGGCGGCGCCCCGACCCUGGAGCGGCCCCACCCCCCACUGCGCAGGGCCGGCACCUACUCGCGCCCCAAGAGCAUCGAGCUCGUCACGCCAAUGGUGGGACGCUGA